Messenger RNA from Talpa occidentalis (Iberian mole), 294 nucleotides. RefSeq names its product prostate and testis expressed 3 (gene PATE3). The transcript has 3 exons. Lineage: Eukaryota; Metazoa; Chordata; Mammalia; Eulipotyphla; Talpidae. Bases 1 to 294 code for a protein of 97 amino acids. The record is from RefSeq and is a predicted model, not a curated record.
AUGGAAAAACACUUCUUGUUGAUCUUCUCCCUUUCCUGCUUCAUUGUGGUGGCUUCCCUGAUGUGUAGAACAUGCCACCUUCACAUCCAGACAGACCGCUGUCGUAGAGGUCUUGGAGUCUGUGUUGCUCAGAAAAACGAGGAGUGCAUGUUAUUAAGUAUCAUGCAGGGUGACAUUCUACAGUUAUCAUAUAUGGUCUGUCAGAAAUUCUGCAGAAACUUGACUUUUGUGUAUGAGAAUCGGACUUAUGUUCAUAAAUGCUGCAAAGAAAAUUUUUGUAACUUCAGAUUGUAA